This is a messenger RNA of Chelmon rostratus (copperband butterflyfish), 1330 nucleotides long. RefSeq names its product activator of basal transcription 1 (gene abt1). Gene Ontology annotation, cellular component: nucleolus. Gene Ontology annotation, molecular function: RNA binding. The record is from RefSeq and is a predicted model, not a curated record. Lineage: Eukaryota; Metazoa; Chordata; Actinopteri; Chaetodontiformes; Chaetodontidae. The transcript is spliced from 6 exons. Bases 1 to 963 code for a protein of 320 amino acids. Gene Ontology annotation, biological process: small-subunit processome assembly; endonucleolytic cleavage to generate mature 5'-end of SSU-rRNA from (SSU-rRNA, 5.8S rRNA, LSU-rRNA); endonucleolytic cleavage in ITS1 to separate SSU-rRNA from 5.8S rRNA and LSU-rRNA from tricistronic rRNA transcript (SSU-rRNA, 5.8S rRNA, LSU-rRNA).
AUGCAAAGAGACGAUAAUUCAGGGUCAGCCUUCGUCUACCUGGACAGUAAAACUGUGAACAGGAAGCUCAGAUCCUUUGAUAUCAGCAAGAAGCCCACAGCUCAGAGAGAAGAGGAGGAGGAAGACGAGGAGGAGGAGGAGGAGGAUGAAGACGAGGAGGAGGAGGAGGAUGAAGACGAGGAGGAGGAUGGAACUGCUGCAGUGAAAGGAAGUGAUGAUGAAGACGAAGAGCAGAAAAACAAAGAUGGAGGAGUGAAGAAGACCAAACAGAAAGGUGCCGGAGUGACUUCCUGUACGGACCGGAAGUGCGUUCCAGGUAUCAUCUACCUGGGUCACAUUCCUCCGAGGCUCCGCCCCAAACACCUGAGGAACCUGUUGUCAGUGUUUGGAGAGAUCGGACGUAUCUUCCUGCAGCCUGAAGAUCAUCAGGUGAGGAGGAGGAAGAAACAGUCUGGGUUGAGGAGGUGUGAUUUUACUGAAGGAUGGGUGGAGUUCAGAGAUAAACGAGUGGCGAAGAGAGUGGCAGCGUCUCUUAACAACACACCAAUGGGAACCAGGAAACGCCAACGAUUCUUCUCGGACCUCUGGUCCAUCAAGUACCUGCACAGGUUCCAGUGGACUCACCUGAGCGAGCGGCUUGCGUAUGAACAGACGGUCCUGCAGCAGAGACUCAGGACUGAAGUCUCUCAGGCAAAGAGAGAAACAAACUUCUACCUGAACAACGUGGACAAAAGCGCUCACCUGAACAACCUGAGGAAGAAGAGACAGAGAGACGGGCAACAGGUGGACGAGAGGACGUGGGACUUCACUCAGCGUCAGACAGAGGACGAGAUCCAGAUGAAGAAAAAGAAGAAACACUCUGUUUCCCAGAAGCACCUGGACAAGGCCCGCCUCAUACAGCAGAAGAGCCAAUCAAACGUCUCUCUGCUGGCCAAGAUUUUCAACUCCAGCAAAUCAGAGUGACAACAGAGAGACAGCUGAUUGGCUGCUGGACAAGACUGUUUUCAUGGAAUUCUGUAACCACGUCAACAAGCUCGUUAAUUCUUCUGGGAAAAAAAAGACGUGAACUCAAUUUUUUUUAUUUCACUUUUGUCUUUUGUAAACAUUUCUAAGAUGCUUUAAUGAAGAUCAUUUAAUGUUAAGAAGCUUGACCUUUUCACCUCUGUCUCUUCUCACUCAACGAUCAUCAGUCUCACAGUAUUUAACGUUCUUAUCACUACGAGUGGUUCUCCUGCCAUGAUGUCACCACUCAUCAUCUUCAUCUCUCAUCAUAAUAUUGUAAAUAAAUCUACAUUCAUGGUGCAGAAGUUAUAAUGCCAAGUCUUGUUUU